Molecule: messenger RNA, 315 nt
Organism: Pterocles gutturalis (yellow-throated sandgrouse)
Lineage: Eukaryota; Metazoa; Chordata; Aves; Pterocliformes; Pteroclidae
Product: gallinacin-11-like
Exons: 3
Coding region: 1-315 (104 amino acids)
Biological process (GO): innate immune response in mucosa; defense response to Gram-negative bacterium; defense response to Gram-positive bacterium
Cellular component (GO): extracellular region
Molecular function (GO): CCR6 chemokine receptor binding
Source: RefSeq, a predicted model, not a curated record
AUGCAGCUCUUCUCCUGCCUCAUGGCUCUUCUCCUUUUCCUCCUCCAGGCUGUUCCAGGUCUUGGCUUGCCCAAAGACACUUUACGUUGUGUUGGAUACCACGGUUUCUGCUACCAUUCAAAAUCCUGUCCAGAGCCGUUUGCCGCGUUUGGGACUUGCUCUUGGCGUCAGAAGACCUGCUGCAUAGACACGACAUCAAACUUCCAUACUUGUCAAGACGAGGGAGGUCAUUGUGUACCUCCAGAAAUCAAUUGUCUGCAAGAACAAGAGGGACUUUGCCCUCACAGAGAAUGGAAGUGCUGCACAGAAGUGUAA